This is a messenger RNA of Glarea lozoyensis ATCC 20868, 2778 nucleotides long. RefSeq names its product P-loop containing nucleoside triphosphate hydrolase. Bases 1 to 2778 code for a protein of 925 amino acids. Gene Ontology annotation, cellular component: membrane. Gene Ontology annotation, molecular function: ATP hydrolysis activity; ABC-type transporter activity; ATP binding. The transcript is spliced from 6 exons. Lineage: Eukaryota; Fungi; Ascomycota; Leotiomycetes; Helotiales; Helotiaceae. The record is from RefSeq and is a predicted model, not a curated record.
AUGACGGACCCAAACGACCCUUCGGCGCCGUUCAAUCAGACGGAGUUUGACGAGGCGAUAGCCGGUUUGAACCAAACGGAAAUUGACGAGUUGAUGGCGGGUACGAAUCAAACGGAGAUUGAUGAGGCGAUUGCGGGUGCGAAUCAGACUGAGGUCGAUGAUUUUUUACUGAGGAAUACGGGAUCGAAGGAGGUUAAUCAGACGACUGUGAUUGGACUUAUGAAGGAGACGAAUCAGACUUUUACUUGUCAUAAUAUGUUGUUGCCGACGCCGAUGCAGAAUGCGAGUUCGUGGGCGGCGGUGGGGUGUUUGAGAGGGUUUUUUUGCCCCAAUAAUACCGCCGAGCAUCUACCAGAAUACUGUCCACCAAGUCCAGAUUGCGGUGCCAGAAGAUUAAUGUCAGCAAUAUGCGAGCCUCAAGGAAUCUACGAACCCACAAUUUGCCCAGCAGGAUUUUACUGUCCAGUAGUCGACGGCCGAUCGCAAAAGUUUCAAUGCCCUUCUGGGAGUUAUUGUCGGAGAGGAUCUGCUGCAGCGAGGAAAUGUAGUAUCGGUUCUUAUUGUCCUGCAGGUGCGAAGAAAGAAACGUCGUUUGUGGCGAGUGGACUUGCGAUAUUGAUUGAUACGAUUUUGAUUACAAUCUGCGUUUUCCUCAAACUCCGAGCUUUCUACGUAGCCAAAAGUAAAAAGGGCAAGAAAGUCAACAAAAAAGCCGCCACCUUCUUCACCAAAGGCGCCAGCCUGCCCAACUUCCGCGGCAAAAACUACGAACAACUAGAAGAUGAGCAAUAUCAUGGCUCCAUCAGCCCGGAAUCACAUAACAUGAUCCCCAUGACCAACACCGCAGCUUACCGCCGCCGACCCACUGGAUUUCAGGAAAUCGGACAAGUCGAGCACAAUUUCUCACUUGCGGAUCAUAUCAACGAUGAUGAUGUGGCAGAUAGCACUGAUUUACAGCGUUUCGUUCAGUCGCUUUCGAAGAUUCUGGGGGCGACGAAAUUUGGAUUGACGUUUGAGUUUCAGAAUUUGAGGUUUCAUCCGUCAAAGGCGCCGAGACCUAUUUUGCAGGAUGUUUCGGGGUGUAUUAAUGCGGGGUCGCUUUGGGGUGUGAUGGGAGCUUCUGGGGCGGGAAAGUCUACUUUCGUCAAUGUUUUGAUGGGAAAACAAGCUGGGAUUACUGGUAUUACCAAGGUCAAUGGAGUGGCUGGUGAUAUUAAGAAAUACAAGAAAAUCAUCGGAUAUGUUCCACAAGACGAUAUUGUCCUACCGGAAUUGACUGUUCGAGAAAACAUUCUACAUUCCGCUCGAAUUCGUUUACCUUCGAAUUGGUCUGACUCUGAAAUUCAACAUCACGUCGAUGUGCUGCUAAGCUGUCUUCAACUCUCUCACGUCAAAGAUUCUCUUGUCGGAAGUCCUGGUGCACCUGUCAUCUCAGGAGGUCAAAGAAAACGAGUCAGCAUUGGUAUGGAACUUGCAGCAGCUCCAAUGGCUCUAUUCCUCGACGAACCAACAUCCGGACUAGAUGCCACAGCAGCCGCAUCCAUCAUGUCAACUCUCAAAGCCCUCUCACGUCUCGGCAUGACCAUCAUCACCGUAAUCCAUCAACCACGACCUGAAAUUUUCGAAUCCCUCGACAGUCUUGUCCUCCUCGGCGCCGGACGAAUGAUCUACCAAGGUCCCGAAGACAACAUCCGCCCUUACCUCGAAAACUUAGGCUUCCACUUCCCCGAACACUCCAACCCCGCCGACAUCAUGGGCGACAUCAUCGCUGGCGAAGGACGACACUACAAACCCACCGGCGACGCCUCCGUGCAAUGGCUCAUCGACACCUGGGCAACCACCCACCCCUCCAGCGCGCUCGACAAAACCAAGAACUCCACCAUAUCCACCACCGAAAUCACCUCCCUCACCUCAACCAUCAAACAACGCGGCGCCCCCUUCCACCGCCAAACCCUCCUUUGCCUCAACCGCUCCCUCCUCCAACAAUUCCGCAUGAAAUCCUCCUUCUUCUUCGAGCUCGGCGUCGGCUCCAUGGCCGGUUUCCUCAUCGGCCUCUCCCAGCUCAACGGCAAAGGCCAGGUUUUCCAAUCCAUCUACGUCGAGCCCUACCAAUUCAUCUCCUCAGCCGCCCAACAUACAUCGAUCCCGCAGAUCGCAUUGCUCGUCGGUCUCGCCAUCGGUCUGACCGCGUCUGCGCCGGGCGUCAAGGUGUUUUCAGAGGAGAAACUCGUGUUUUGGCGCGAGGCGGCCGCGGGACACAAUCGCUUUGCUUAUUACAUGGGGAAGGUAUUAAGUACGAUACCCAGGAUGAUAUUGGCGAAUUUCCAUUUCACGACGCUUUUCAUGUUGUUGAGUACGCCUGAUAUCACAUUCUUACAUAGUUUCGCGGUGAACCUGCUGUAUUUCUGGUGUAUCUACGGUAUCGCAUCCUGCAUAUCCAUGGUUACACGUCGCGAAGACGGACCGCUUCUCGCCGUUAUGUGCUCCCUAAUAGUCGGCGUCCUAAACGGCUUUUCCCCCACCCUCUCCACGGUCCGCGACUGGAAACUCGCCUGGCUCUGGCGCGCCUCCCCUGGCACCUGGCUCGCUGAAGCGUAUUUCACGGAGAAUCUGACGCCGUUGCGCCAUCUGUAUGAUAUUGAGACGGCGAGGGAUACGCUGGGGUAUUGGUUGGGUGUGUAUACACGCGAUUGUUUGAUGUUGCUUAUGUUGGGGGCCGUCUAUCGCGUGUUGGCGUUUGGGGGACUGAGGUUUAUGUAUCCGAGUCGGCAGAGGUAG